AUGACCGCUAAACAGUCAUUUCUCCCAUGGGAUUCUGAUCUAUCCUCCUUCUUGAUGUUAAAUCUUUCUUUGGAUCUUUCAACAGUGUCCUUCUUUGGUGAUGGCUACAUCCACCUGCGAACAGUUGAGUCCUCAGUCCAGACCACUGUCCACAUCAGAUUCAGGACCUCUACUCCAACAGGGCUGCUGUUUGUGGCAGCUGGAACCAGAGACUUUUUACUAGUGGAGCUCACCUUAGGGCACCUGCAGGUCCGUCUGGAUUUGGGUUCUGGUGAGCGCUCCCUCCGCUUCGAAAAACACCUCCGUCUCAAUGAUCUGGCUUGGCACUCCAUGCAGCUGACCCAUGACCACCAUAACAUCACCCUAACUGUAGACCGCAACUCCCACACCAGCCUCCAACUACCUGGCCCUGAUCUGGAACUCAACGUCAAUGAUGGCCUAUUCGUUGGUGACAAAGCUUGGCUAACCCACCCCUAUCUCUUAAACAGCACUCUUGGAUUCAGGGGCUGCAUGGACGAAGUGGUUUUCAAUGAGCAUAACUUACUGUCCAGUCUUAGGCCUUAUUCUGGCUAUAAAAGUGUUUAUGAGGUUUCUGUGGGAUGCAGCCCACAGUUCUCAGCCACUGAAGAAGAUCCUGUCAGUUUUUAUAGCUCUAAAGCUUUCAUGGCGCUUCCAACGUGGGAGGUGCCACAAGAGGGGGUGUUUGAAUGUGAACUGUACCCCUCUGCAGGAGAAGCAGAUGGAGUAGUUUUAUAUAGCUUAGGUAAUCACGAAGCAUUUGUUGCCAUAGAGAUCCAAAAUGGUUACCUGAUAGCUACAGUCGGCAAAGGAAAGACCAAAAUGAAGUUGCGUUCUUUGUUGCAACUUAAAAGCCAUCUUUCAUGGUAUCCCAUCGAGCUCCGCCUGCUGCCCCACAAAAUUCAACUAAAAGUGGGGGAAGAAAUACUGUUGACCAAUCUCACCAUGGAACUUCAGUCUAUUCAACUCAAAGGAAAUCUGUAUAUUGGUGGUCUAAGCGAACAGGCAAGAGCAGAGGCAAGGCGAAGUGGACAGCUAUUUAUUCAGCCAGAGGGACAACUUGGCUCUUUUAAAGGGUGUCUAAGAGAAAUGAAAGUCAAUGGACAAAAAGCUGGACUCCCCCAUACGACUGUUACAAAGGAUGUGACUAUGGAAUGUGAUAGGAGAGAUGUAACUGUAACUACUACAAGCCCAGUAGAAUCUAUGAAGAUGGGUGUUACCACAGCACAACCAGCCAUCAACACCAGGAAGCACCUACAGUUUCUGGUGUUGAAGAGGUUAGAAGUAGCAGAAGGAGGGCGGGCAACUCUAGAACAAAAACAUAUUAAGGUCAAUUUGAAUUACCGAAAACUACAAAUCCACCCAUCUCAGCUGAUGUUCCACGUUGAAGCUCAGCCCAUCCAUGGUCACCUCCGCUUGGACCUCCUCCCCAGCUCAGAUCUGUAUGCAGAAGGAGAUCAGGAGAUGGCUGGAUCAGAAGGAGACCUGACCUUCAGCAUUGUGGACCUAUGGCAGGGCCGGGUCAUCUACGUCCACAGUGGAUCGGAGGAGCCCAGCGACUUUUUCAUGUUCUCAGUCUUCAGUAGUGGAAAGAAAGAGCUCCCCCUGUUUUUGAAAGGCAACCGUCUGCACCGCUUUGACAUCAGCAUCAGUCCUGUCAAUGAUGCCCCAGUGCUGAGUCUGCCAGAGGGGAACCUGUUCACAAUGCUGGAAAACUCCAAAAGACAGCUAACAACUGAAGUGCUACGAGUGACUGAUCCAGACAGUGCUCCAGAGGACUUGAUGUUUACCUCACUAGCAGAUAUAAGAACUGAGGCGGGAUACCUAGAACACCAAGAUUACCCUGACAGGCCCAUAAAUAUAUUCUCAUUGCAAGACCUGAAUAGCAAUAAGAUAAACUUUGUGCACAGUGGGGCUAAAAACUCCAGAUUGCCACUACGAGUUAGUGAUGGAGAAAAGUUCAGCAACACUGUCACUUUAAGGAUCAUGGCUGUCCCUCUUGAAUACAAACUGGUCAACAACUCUGGCUUGGAGGCAGACCAAGGCAAAUCAGCUAUUAUUUCAACCAAUCAGCUUGCUGUUCAAGUCAACGCUGCUGACCAGGGAUUGGACAUUCGCUAUGAUGUCAUCGAGCUGCCUCAAUACGGCGACCUCCAGAGGCUGCACUCCAGUGGGGAAUGGAAAUCCACAACUUCCUUUUCCCAAAAACUUCUAGAAAAAGAACGCAUCAGAUAUGUCAACACAUACUAUGGUGUUCAGAGUCAAAGCAAUGCCACAGACCAGUUUAAAUGUGAAGUGAACAUUGGCUUGCAUGCCACAGAGGAGAUAGUAGUCCCUAUAGGGGUUCAUUGGAUACACUUUAAGGUAACAAGAAGUAAAAUGGAACUACAUGGUAUUCAGGAAGCUGUUAUAACCCAUGAAGAUCUUCAUGGUAUUUCCAAAGGUGUGAAAGUAAACGAAAGUGAGCUACAUUUUAGGCUGUUGACCAUUCCUAAAAAAGGACAGAUAUAUUUUAACAACAAAAUUCUUCCACUUAACUCAACUUUUAGCCAGAAGAAUAUUACAGAUGGUUUGAUAAAGUAUAAACUUACCAACAAAGUGCAAGAAGACACAAGAGAUACGUUUAUUUUUCAGUUAUUCACAUUGCAAGCCAAUUCAGCCAGUUAUGACUUUAGAAUUAACAUUAGGGCAGAGACCAAUAGUGUUACUGUACAAAACAAAGGCCUUUCCAUUUUAGAAGGAGCCAGUAAAGUUAUAACACAGGAUGUCCUAUUCACUCACACAGCAAGUAACCGGGAAGUGGAAUACAAAGUCAUAACACCUCCAAGAAAUGGGUAUCUAAGAAGGAUAAAUCUCUCCAAUUCAACUUCUAUCAAUGACAACAUCAAAACAUUCACAAAUCAAGAGAUCAUACAGGAAAGAAUUAUGUAUGUGCAUGAUGACAGUGAAACCAAGCAGGACUUCUUCACAUUUCAAAUAGGAGUUUCCAAACCACAGAAGCAUGGAGUCAAGAAGGAGGACAGGGACCUAGAGGAGCACAGGUUCAAUAUUUCAGUGCAGCUUGUCAAUGAUCAGAAGCCAAUACGAGUGGUGGAUAAGGUCUUCCAUGUGGCUCGGGAUGGACAGAGGUUGGUGACCCUGAAUGACCUGCGUUUUCGGGACGAGGACUCAGAUUUUGAUGACAGCUGGUUGGUCUACACGCGGAGGGGGAUUCCAAUGGGAGAGCUGGUGCGGGCCAGUGAUACCAACCACAAGGUGUAUGAGUUCACACAGCGGGAUCUUGAGCAGAACAAGGUCUUAUUUAUCCACAGAGGAGUGAGUUCUGGGCGUUUUGUGCUCUUUGUAACUGAUGGGAAACAUUACGUCUCUACACUACUAGAGGUAAUAGCCCAAGAUCCCUAUGUACAAGUAGAAAACAAUACAGGCAUCAUGGUCCAGCGAGGUGGAGUUACUAUCUUAUCAUCAGCCAACCUCAGUGUUGUCAGCAAUCUGGACAUUAGAGACCCAAAGGAACUAAAAUUUGAAGUAUUCCUCCCUCCGGACCAUGGCCUGCUCCACUUUAUCGACAAAGAUUUUGAGCCUGUAACAGAGGCAGAUGCAGUUUCUACUUUUACCCAGCGUGAUUUGGUGACUGGACGUUUGGCUUAUCAUCAUGAUGGAAGCCAGGAGUUGUUUGACGUUUUCAAUGUGACAGCAAGAGCCAAAGAAGGCAGUGGAGAUCGUGGUUCAAACACAGGGAGGAGAGAAGUUCAUUUGGACAUUGGAAUUCCAGUGAAAAUUUACCUCGAAAGCCACCAGAGGGCGCCAACAGUCCUCAAUAUUCAGCCUGUGGUAGUGGAUGAGGGUUGCAAUAUCUCAAUUACCAGGCAAUAUUUAGAGGUGAUCCAUGAAAACAGUCAACCUUCAGAAAUAUUGUUUACUGUCAAAAAUCCUCCCUCUUAUGGCACAAUCCAAAGGAAUUCAUCAGGCCAGUAUAGUGGAAAUACAUGGAUGGCAAUGUCAUCCUUUACCCAAGAAGAGAUUAACCAGGGUUUCAUUGUUUACCAUCAACAUUCUUCAGAACGCACAAAUGACUCAAUUCUACUGGAAGCAACUAAUGGAGUGACCACAGUUGGGCCCAUCAGGCUGGAAGUUGACAUCAUACCACUACUUCUACCAUUGCAGGUGUCAGAUUUGCGGUUGGAUGAGGGAUCAUCGUUCAUGCUAACCCCUGACAUUAUGAAAGUCAACAGUCAUCACUUUAUAGGGAUGAACUUCCUGUACGAGGUGGUUGCUCCGCCUCAACACGGACAUCUGGAGCACAGCAGAAUCCCAGGAAUGCCCAUAACUGCAUUCACUCAUUCUGAGGUGGAACGUGAGUAUAUCUCUUACAUCCACGAUGGAAGUGAAACCUUGACUGACAACUUCACGCUGGUGGCAAAUCAAACUGAAGUCAGGAAGCACAGUUUGCCUUGUACAGUUCAUAUUGGCAUUAUACCAGUGAAUGAUGAAAGCCCUACUGUUACCAUCAACAAAGGGUUAAAGGUGUGGGUUGGGUCUGUCACUGAAAUAUCUGCGAAUGACCUCAGUGCAGAGGACUUGGACACUCCAUCUGUUGGGCUGGAGUUUGUGAUCACUCCACCCAGCAACGGCCACCUGGCUCUGAAGAGUGCCCCCUCCAGGCACAUCCUCAACUUCACCCAGUAUCACAUAGAAACAGGACAGCUUGUAUUUGUACACAAUGGUGCUUUGACUGGUGGUUUUCACUUUCAAGUGAAUGAUGGUGUCCAUUUUGCUCCUCGUCAGAUUUUUAGCACUACUGCACAUUCACUAGUCUUGAAUCUGCAAAAGAAUCACCCAUUAGAGGUUUAUCCAGGCUCACUCACUCCCAUCACAGCUCAGCAGCUUCAGGUGGUGUCCAGUGACAUGAGCAGGAAUCACUCUGUGACGUUUGCUGUCACAACUCCUCCUAAACUGGGCCGUCUGGUCCAGCGCUUAUCAGACAAUUCCACACGGAACAUCUCAACAUUCACUCAAAACAUGUUAAAUGCAGGGCAAGUGCUGUAUCAACAAAACAAGCCUGAGAUGGUUGGAUGGUCAGCCACAGACACUUUCUCGUUCAGCGUGUCCUCACCUCCUGCUUUCCUCCCUCCUCACACCUUCUCCAUCCUGAUCUCUUUUCAAGCUAAUGAGCAUCAUGACCAGUCUUAUAAGACCAAGCUACUAAACAAUGCUGGUGCAGUGGUGGCUGAGGGAGGCAAGGUAAAAAUUGACAGAUCUAAACUUGAUGCCACAAAUUUAAUCAUGAAGCUUCCAGAUGCUGAGCAAAAAGGCCAUUACAUUAUGUACAGUGUGGUUUCUUUGCCAAAGCAUGGGGUUCUGUCUAUUCAGGGACAAAAUCUAACAAGGGACAAACCUGACUUUUCCCAGGCCACUCUAAACAAGCACGGCAUCACUUAUUUCCAUGACGACUCAGAGACCACCAGCGACAGCUUCACUUUCCGGGCCUGGAUCGCUCCUCUGGACAUGUCCCUUCCCUCUGCCCUCUCCUCUCUCAAAGCUCUCAAAACCAAAAUGGCAGUAACUGAAAUGUUCAACAUCACAGUGACACCAGUGAACGACCAACCUCCACUCAUCAGGACUCGAGGCCCCAGCUUGAAAGUGGUAGUGGGGGAAAGAGUUGUGCUUGGACCAGACUAUCUUCAGGUUGAGGAUCAUGACACCCCCCCAGAGGAGCUGCACUACAUGGUGAUCAGUAAGCCCAACAAUGGCUACCUGACUCUGGGAGAAAGACCAGAGCCAGUGACCUCCUUCACUCAAUAUGAUGUCAACCGUGGACGCCUACACUUCAUACAGAAAGGUGAACCAAUAACUGGAGUCUUCUAUUUCAAUGUUACUGACGGACAUCACCGCCCCCUCUACAAACUCUUCAGUCUGGAGGUGGUCAAGCCUUCAGUUUUUAUGGUGAACAACACUGGCCUCUCAUUGGUCCAAGGAAAAACAGCCGUCGUCCUGACAACCAAUCAGCUGUCAGCACAGACCAACAGCCGCCGUCCAUCCAACAUUACCUACACUGUCAUCUCCCAACCACGCCACGGACGAAUCGCCAUCAACGACCAGGAAGUCACCACCUUUUACCAUGAGGACUUGCAGCUUGGGCGUGUGGUAUAUCACAUGACUGAUCUCAGCGAAUCAGAGGACAGCUUUGAAAUCUCCGUCACAGCACAUUCUCCUGGUGUGGAGUAUGGGAACAUCACCAAGCAGAUGGUAGCAGUAAAUGUUUUACCCCUGGUUUACCUGAGGGAGCCAAUCCGAGUGCCCAGUGGGAUAGCGGUCAAACUGGGCAAGGCCAUGAUAGACGCCUCAGAACUGGCCAGGAUCAGCCGGGCAGACCCACUGUUUGAGGUGCUGUCUCCUCCACAACAUGGGAAACUAGUCAAGAUGACCUACGACCCCAGCCAAGAAUAUGAAAUCCUCAAGUCUUUCACUUACCGAGAUGUGGUCCAGGGUCGGGUCGCCAUUGAGGAGACUCUAAGCGAUGGAGACAGUAUCCAUAGCAACAAAUCCCUCCUCUCCACCUCACAAGGCCACGCCCCUGCUCUGCCUCUCAACGACUCCUUCACCUUCUUGGUCAGAGCUGGCCACGUUCAACCAGCAAAAGGAGAGCUCCACUUUACCAUCCUACCCCAUCACCAAAUGCAUUAUGGGCCAGGGAGCCAAGGUGACAAGGCAAGUCGCAAUCACACCACCACACGCUUUCCAAGUCAUAAUCGAACAAGCGGAGAGAAAGGCCAUCGAAAACUGGGAUUAACAACACCAAAUCAGACUGGAGACUAUUUGCACCCACAUACUUUAUCACACAAAAAUCACCACCAUAACAAAACUCACCAUAGGGGGCGCAGUCAUCUCCGCUGGGGCAACCACACUCGUAGCGGGACACACGGGGGAAAAUCAAGCACUCAAAAUCCUGCGCAGCAAACUCCACACCCUGACAAAACCGAGUCGGGAAACCAUGAAGACACGCACCCCGUUUACUACGAAAUUCUGCCCCGUCCUGCCUCCGACCCUCUCCUCAUAAUCCUACCUCUGUUAGCCUGUCUGCUUCUCAUUGUCAUCCUGGUGGUUUUGAUUUUGGUUUUCCGUCAUCGUAAAGAAAAGCAAGCCCAGAUAAGGUUGCUCCAGGAAUUAGCAGCGCUGCCGCCUGUGUCCGAAGAGAGCGGUAGUCCAAGUUCGGGAUGCGGGGAGAGGAGCGUAGCCAUGCCAAGUGUUGUAGUCACCCCCCUUGGACCAUCCAGCUGUCCGACCUCUCCGAGAACGCCAAUAAGUCCCAGGAGAAGAAGCCUGGCCCCAGGGAUGACAUUUUGGGGUCCGUUUGAUGACGAUGGGAAUGUUGUACAAAGGGAAUUUCAUGAGAAGAAUAAUCUAGUGCGGUGUAAUGUUUAUAGAUCUACAGCAUUUCAGAGUCCACUAAGAUCAAGGUGCCCUACCCCUUCGCUUAAAGACAGUCAGUACUGGGUUUGAUGAGACUAAACUGAAGAGGAACUGUGCCUUAGGUUGUAUUAAGUAGCUAGAAAGAAUUGUUGAGAGUUGAAGAAUUUUUCCACCUGUCUCUGUCAUGAAGAUAAUGAACAAUAAUGGAUAAAUAAUGAAUUGUUUUUCUGACAAAUAUUGCAAUUUUGAUCAGUGUAGAUUUUUUUUAGAUAACACUAGAAGCAUUUUAAAGCUUGUUUGACCAGUCCCCUGGUAUAAACAAAUUAAUGGUAUGGUUAAAUUAUUGUGUAUUAUUUCCAUUAAAAAUAAUGUGUAGAAAAGUGGUUUGAAAACGUUGUUUGUCUGUAGUUGACUGUUUUGUACAGACCUAUUUGUCAUGAGGUGUCUCUCUUAAUAAUAAUUUUCUGUAUAGUAGUAGACAAUUUAAACAUGGAUUUAGAGAUUUUGUUAGAAAAAAACAUUGCAGUAAUUUGAUACUGUGAUACUUUUUUUUUUUUUUAAAAGAAUGCACUCUCAGUGAGUAGUUUGCUUUCAACUUUG
Boleophthalmus pectinirostris (great blue-spotted mudskipper) is the source of this 8028-nucleotide messenger RNA. Its product is annotated as chondroitin sulfate proteoglycan 4-like. The record is from RefSeq and is a predicted model, not a curated record. Lineage: Eukaryota; Metazoa; Chordata; Actinopteri; Gobiiformes; Gobiidae.